UGUGAGUUAUUCACGUGUCAAAGCGCACACGUUGACGCAGGCAGAGAGCCAAGCGUGCUGUGAACAUACACACCUGUUCACUGCUCCGAAAACUUGACAUAUUGAAGAGCAAAUACAGCGACAAAAGUAGCAUUUCAACUGUUGACCGCUUUCUUCCUAAUUUUCUUCGAGCACCUUCGGCGAACGAAAGUAGCAGAAAUGGCACCGAAACAGAGAAUGCGCAUUGCUAACGAAAAAGCCACGAAAAACAUUAUGCUUCGCGGAAACGUUCCGAAGUCGUCGAAACCUCAAGAUGAAGGAUCUCCGGUCGGACCAUGUCUACUAGCACUUUUCCUUUUUGUUGUAUGCGGUUCUGCUGUAUUUCAAAUAAUUCAAAGUAUUAGAAUGGCUUAAGAAAAAUUACAAGCACACAAAGUUAAGAAAAUAUUGCCGUUACUGUUAAUAUGAAAAAACUGUCUGCAAUGUAUUGGUAUACAAGCGAGAUUAACAGACUGUUUUAUUGCAUAUUUGUAAAAAUGUAGGCAUUGUAAUGCUGUUGACACAAAUUGAAUUCAAAUUGUCACCGAAUAUUAUUUUUCAUUUGCUACAACUUGAGGGAUUUAUUUAUAAAAAUUUAGCAUUUAUAAACAUUUUUACUUCGAUUGCAUUAUGUAUCGAUUGUGUCGAUGAAAGAAGAAUGCAUUUAAUGAAUUUUGUUUAAAAAUUUCAGAUGAAAUAUUGCAUAUUAAGUGCAGUCAUUCAACGAUUUUAAUUUUAUCAAUUUGCACAGUGAUUUUCAUGUAGCUUUCCAUAAGAAAUGUGAAUUCUUCCAUCGAUACAUAUUAUAGUAAAUAAUUGUAUAUACAUAUAAUCAAUUUAUCGUAUGGAUUCAUUAAUCAAAGCAUUCCACUGUAAGCAGUUGGUAGCUUUUGGUUGCUAUGUAUUUUAGAGGCCUUAAGAACAUGAUAGGUCCUUAUAUACAUGUAAAAAUAUAUAUAAUGUCAAUGUAAUUUAUCCUAAUGAAAUAUUUGCUACUGACAGUUCAUUGUCUCUUUUAAUAAAUUAUAUUAUGAAUAAAUAUUAA
Molecule: messenger RNA, 1063 nt
Organism: Colletes gigas
Lineage: Eukaryota; Metazoa; Arthropoda; Insecta; Hymenoptera; Colletidae
Product: stress-associated endoplasmic reticulum protein 2
Exons: 3
Coding region: 199-393 (64 amino acids)
Biological process (GO): endoplasmic reticulum unfolded protein response
Cellular component (GO): endoplasmic reticulum
Source: RefSeq, a predicted model, not a curated record